Molecule: messenger RNA, 1353 nt
Organism: Miscanthus lutarioriparius
Lineage: Eukaryota; Viridiplantae; Streptophyta; Magnoliopsida; Poales; Poaceae
Source: the annotation of a GenBank genome assembly
AUGGGGUCAUCGCACGUCGCCGUGGUGGCUUUUCCCUUCGCCUCCCACGCCCCGAAGCUCCUCAUGGUCGCGCGCGCCCUCGCCACCGCGGCGCCGACCGCGACCUUCUCCUUCAUCUCCACCGCCGACUCUCUGGCGCGGCUUGGUAUCGCGGCGGUCCCGGGGAACCUGCGCUUUGUGGAGGUGCCGGCUGCAGGAGGCGACGAUCAGGGAACCAUGCCGUGGCGCCGGAUGGAGCUGUUUGUCGAGGCCGCGGAGGCUGGUGGCCUCAGGCAGGCGUUAGAAAUGGCACGCGCCGCGGCUGGGGGCGCCAUGGUGAGCUGCGUCGUCGGGGACGCCUUCAUGUCCAUGGCCGCAGAGGCCGGGGUGCCCUGGGUCGCAGUCUGGACGGGCGGCCCGUGCGCGCUCCUGGCACACCUCAUCGGCGACGCGAUCCGCGAGGACAUCGGUGACCAGGCCGCGAACAGGGCCGACGAGCUUCUGACCUCCCACCCAGGCCUCGGGAGCUACCGCGUCCGCGACCUCCCCUUCGGCGGCGUCGGCGCCAGCGGCGACACGCACCGUGUCAUGAGCCUCCUCCUCAGCCGCCUGGCGCAGCGCCUGCCCCGCGCCGCCACCGCCGUCGCGCUCAAUGCCUUCCCGGGCCUCUUCCCGCAGGACGUGUCCGCGGCCCUCGCCGACGCGCUCCCCAACUCCCUCCCCAUCGGCCCCUACCACCUCCUCCCGGGGGCCGCCGCGCCAGCCGACGACCCCCACGGCUGCCUUGCCUGGCUCGCUCAGCGCCCCGCGGGCACCGUGGCGUACGUCAGCUUCGGCACGGUCGCGGCGCUGCCACCGGACGAGCUUCGUGAGCUGGCCUCCGGGCUCGAGGCCAGCGGCGCGCCCUUCCUGUGGUCGCUUCGGGAGGACGCGUGGGCGCUGCUCCCGCCGGGGUUCGUGGACCGCGCCAAGGCCAACGGCUCCGGGCUCCUGGUGCCAUGGACGCCGCAGGCCGCGGUGCUGCGGCACCCGGCAGUGGGCGCGUUCGUCACGCACUCCGGCUGGGGGGCCGUCGUCGAGGGGAUGUCCGGCGGCGUGCCCAUGGCGUGCCGCCCCUUCUUCGGCGACCAGCAGAUGAAUGCGCGUGCUGCGGCGCGCAUGUGGUGCUUCGGCACCGCGUUCGGUGACGACACGCCGAUGACGAGCGGUGGCGUGGCGGAGGUGGUGACGUCGCUGCUGACAGGGGCUGAAGGGGCCCGGAUGAGGGCUACGGCGCGGGACCUGCAGGCCAGGGUGGUCAAGGCGUUCGGGCCCGACGGCGGAUCCUUGAACAACUUCCACAAAUUUGUCGAGGUUGUUUGUGCUCGUGUGUGA